This is a messenger RNA of Papaver somniferum (opium poppy), 690 nucleotides long. RefSeq lists its product as uncharacterized. The transcript has a single exon. The coding region runs from base 1 to 690 and encodes 229 amino acids. NCBI's taxonomy places the organism in Eukaryota, Viridiplantae, Streptophyta, Magnoliopsida, Ranunculales, Papaveraceae. The record is from RefSeq and is a predicted model, not a curated record.
AUGAAUCCUGAGGAUCCCCCAUCUUUGUUUAUUCCUAAUGAGGUCAUUGAAGAAAGUUUAAAUGAAUGGAAAUUUAGUUUGAUUGGGAGACUUGAUUUUGUUAAACUGAAGAUGAAUGUUGCAUCUACUUUUUUAAAACAACAAUGGUCUUUAAAAGGUUCUCUGCAAUUCAUACCUCUGGGAAAAGGUUUUUUUAUCAUCAAAUUAGAUAAUGAAGCAGAUAGAAGCCUUAUCUGGAAGGGGUUAUGGAUGGUUGAAUCCCAAACUCUGAAAGUCAGAGCAUGGGAACCAAAUUUCAAUCCAGAUAAUCAGAAAACCUCUUCAUCUUUUAUGUGGAUAACAUUUCCUGGUCUAAGUAUAGAAUAUUGGAAGGAAAGAAUUCUCCUACAAAUGGGUAGUAAAUUUGGAAGAGCAAACAAAGUAGAUGAGAUCACUUUAAAAAGAGAAAUUAGCUAUUAUGCAAGUGUGUUAGUAGAAGUUGAUUUUGCAAAAUUCAUUCCCAGUAAAAUGGUAGUAGAAUAUAAGUAUGGGAAAUUUGAUCAAGCUAUGCAAAUCUUAAAGAAGCCAAUAUUUUGUAAUCACUGCUUCAUUAUAGGACAUUUAACAGCUGAAUGCAGAGUAAAAAGAGAUGAAUCACAAAAUACUGAAAAUCUGCAAGAAGUUUUACUAGAAAAACCAAAGAAGCAAUAG